Messenger RNA from Monodelphis domestica (gray short-tailed opossum), 1608 nucleotides. The record is from RefSeq and is a predicted model, not a curated record. Lineage: Eukaryota; Metazoa; Chordata; Mammalia; Didelphimorphia; Didelphidae.
AUGCUUUCCUCAAUGUUGUCAGACACCUUCAUUGAGGACAAAAAUGGCAUCAAGGUCAGCUACCACACAAAUGAGCUAUAUGCUUCUGGAGAGGACCUAGAUUCACAGAUGCUGACUGGAGUCCUAGGGGAGUCUGCUAUUCUCCCACUGACAAUCCCAAAAGAAAAGCAGAUCACAUACAUUCUCUGGACUUCCAAAAGGUCUCUUGCCAUCAUAGAGAUGGGAAAAGAAGGAAAUGCAAACAAAACAACAAUAAUUGAUCCUCAUUAUAAGGAGCGAGUGAACUUCCUCAAACAAAGCUAUAAUUAUGCUAUGCAGAUCAAUCACCUGAAGAUGGAGGAUGCUGGCUCCUACCAAGCAGAGAUAACAAUAGCAAACAUUACUGAACCCAUGAAAAAGAUGUUUACCCUCCAUAUCCAUGAGCGAUUGACGGAGCCAAAAAUUAUACCAAGUCUGAAGUUCAAUGAUAAUGGUACAUGUCUCAUCAAUUUGACAUGUUCUGUGGAACAAAUAAGAGAGAAUGCAUCGUACAGCUGGAUGUCCAACAGACAGGGGGCUAAUAUAUCCACAAGAGGGCCCAUCCUCACCCUCAAUUGGAAACCUGGUGACCAUGACCUGAACUACACCUGUACUGCCAGAAACCCUGUCAGCAACAGCUCCUGUACCAUUCUUGCCAAGGAGCUCUGUGCAGGUAUUGAACAUGGCACACACUGCUUCAGAGUCCUGUACAUCGUGGUACCCACCAUCCUAGUUUUUCUCUUUAUAUCGGGACUGUCUUUCUGGCACAUUCAGAAAAAGAAAGAAAAAGAGGCUGAUAUAAGAGACAAUGAAUGUUCUAUGUAUGACUCGAUUUCUAUUCUAAACCCGGAUGAAACAGAAACUGCAGAAUAUGUCACAGUUAACAGUUUUAAAAAAAAUAUCCAAGAGAGUUUAGAAGCACCAAACACACUUUAUGCCACUGUGCAGAAUACUACAAAGAUGGAUAAAUCUGAGAUACUUGAAAGAACCCAGAAUCUCUAGGAUAAUUAGACUUUGGUAUUAUUAUCUAAACAACAAAAUGGUUCUUCUAAAUCUCUCCCUGGUGGUGUUAGGCAUCCUCAUCAGUUGCUAAUGCAGAAUUUGAGGCUUAUUAGGAGAGCAUAACCACUUAUGAGAAAAUAUGUUUAAAAGAAGAAAGUUUGUGGCAAAUUAGUAAGCAAUCAAGUAGCGCUUUAGUCAUUAUAAAAGCCUUCCCCUUCUGUAUUCACUCUCGAUAUUCCUAUUAUCUGAAUCCUGACAUUGAUACUUGUAGAGAAUGAAUCGGUAUCCAUGCAUUAAAAUUUCUUCUGUACCUUGUUAAUCCAUGUUACUUUCCCUAGACAAGAUUUAUGACUUGAUAACUUAUUAUUUCUAUAUUGCAAAACACCUAGGAUGUUUCUCUGCCUUUGGAAAACAGAUUAAAGAUCUUCACUGGAAUAAAAAUAAUACAUUAAUAGCACCUACCUCCAAAAGUUGAUAUGAGGAUCAAAUGUGAUCAUAUUUGUAACAUCCUGUACAUAGUAGAUAAUUAAUAAAUUCUUGUUCCCUUCCUCUUUCUCUAUUUCUUUGUAUCUUAGUUAGGUCAAUUGA